ACCGUCUUUAGUAUAUCGUAAAGCAGCCAACUAGAUACUCACCUGGUCCAUUUUCGAUCACGUCUUUUCACAUAAUUAUACUUUCUUACGAAAAAUUUCAAUACGUUUUAUUAUUAUACUUCUGUUUCUUUCUUUUUGUUUUUUUUUUUUUUUUGAUUCAUUUGUCUUUUUUUUUUUUUUUUUUUUUUUUUCCAUAGAAAUUAAUUCUCCUCCUCGAGUUUGCAUUUGUCGCGAAUAAAAAGAAACGUCUUUUUAUCGAUCAAAAUCAGUUAUCUAAGGUGAAUGUUUUAGUUGUCAUCUAGAAAAAGUGUAUGUAAAAACAAAAGAGAAAGAGAGAGCGAAAGAGAGAAAAAACAAGAGACUGGUAACUUCGAUAGUUUGAAAGGAACGAUCCUUCUUCAAACAGGACUGGAAUACAAGCUAUCGAAAUGAUUCAUUUGAAGAACGUGAUAAAUAUCAUUGUACUGAUAACUUUUGUGUUUCACGGAUCUAUCAUCUGUCAGGAUUUCAGAUCGAAUGAUCCAGGACUCAACGAGCCGGAUUUUGUUAUUCCGGAAUACAUACUGCCAUGUUCACGUAAGGAUCCCAAAUUUGAAAUAUGCGUGACGAAAACGUUAAACCAUCUGAAGCCUUAUUUGGUGAAAGGAAUUCCGGAGUUGAAUUUGCUACCGAUCGAGCCAUUAACGAUACCAGAAUUGGGUAUGGAAAAUGGACAAGGUGCAGUUAAAGUUAGUGCACUUUUUUCGAACAUCACAGUCUUAGGCGCUGGAAAUUAUAAUAUGACGAAAGUACGAGUGGAUUUGAAUACAUUGAGGAUCGAUCUUCAUCUAACUAUACCCAAGGUCGAAUUGCAAGGUCGUUAUGAAGUGGCCGGAAACGUUCUUUUGUUUCCCAUUAAAAGUCACGGCGACUUUUGGGCACUUUUUGGUGACGUAUCAGCGAUAGCACGUAUACAAGGAGCGAUAGAAAUUCGAGAUGGUAUACGUUACAUGGGACUUACAAGAUUACUCAUUGAUUUUAGUCUUGGCCGUGCAAGAUUUCGUAUUAUCGAUGAAUUAAAUGGUGACAACGUUAUAGGCCAAGCGAUGAAUCAAUUUCUCAAUCAAAAUGCUAAAGAGAUAAUCGAAGAAAUGAGACCGGCCGCUAGCAGUAGCAUUGCCAAACACUUCCUAUCAUUUCUUAACACGGCCUUCAGGAAGAUACCACUUAAAGUUUGGUUACGUGACGUAUAGUUUACGAUAAUUAAUUACUUUGAUAUUUACUAUAUAACGAAAGAAACGAAAAAGAAAAGAAAAAAAAAAAAAAAAAAAAAAAGAAAGAAAAAAAAAGAAAACAAAAAAAGAAGAAGAAACAAGAGAAGUCGUAAGGAAUGAAAAAGAAGGAAAAAGAAAAAAAAAAAAAAAGAAGAAAAAGAAAAAGAAUGAACGGAAUUAUCGACGAAUUUAUUUAUCGAAUUAUUUUUAUUAUUUGAAUAUUAUCGUACCCAUGUGACAAUACGAGUAUAAACACGUUCUUAUUUAAAAAUAUUUGCUUUAAAAAAAAAAAAAAAAAAGAAACAUUUCAAAAUUAAUUAACGUUUCUUCCUCUUCUUUUUUUUUUUCUUUCUUUCUUUCUUUCCUUCUUUUUCUCUCUUUUUUUUCUUUUUUUAUUUAAUGACUUUAUUUGUACAUAUUAUAAAAACUCGCAUGCGUUCUUUUCAAGGAUACGACAUGUGUAGGAUGAUUCUAUUUCACAUUCAAAAAGAAAAAAAAAAGAAAUAAUAAUAAUAAUAAUAAUAAUAAUAAUAAUAAUAAUAAUAAUAAUAAUAAUAAUAAUACUAAAUUUAUUAACGAACGAACUUUCGAGCGUUUCGAAAGCUGUUCGUUAUCGAUAAGUAAGAAUUAAAAAAGUAAAAAAGGGAAAAAAGAAAUUCUUUCUUUUUUUUUUGUUUUUUUUUUCUUUUUUUUUUCUUUUUUUUUUUUUUUUCUUUUGUUUUUAAUCGAAUAGUAUCGUAGAGUAAAAGUUUUUUUUACAUAUGGAUCUCUAAUAUGCAUACGUGUUGUACAUAUACAUUACAUAAAGUAACGAUCAAUCGAUUUAUAUUCGAUUUAAAUGUGAAAGAUUUUAUCGAUCUCACACUUCUACAAAUUUGCCGUCCAACUUGUAUAUAGUUCUUUUUUUUUUUUUUUCUUCUUCUUCUUCUUUUUUUUUCUCUCUCAUCAUAGAAGACAGUAAAAAAACAAUAACAAUAGAAAAAUCCAAAGUAAGAGAAAUUUAAGUAACUUACGUGUAAUAAUUUUAAGAUCUUUUUUUUCUUUUUUCUAAUUUACUUGUGAUACCAUUUACAUUGUCUACAUACAUAUGCAUAUACAUUUAUUAUAUUAUAAAAAAGAAAUUUUGUACAUAGAAUAAAUCUGAUAAUAAAAUCGAUGAAAAGUAA
Vespa velutina is the source of this 2419-nucleotide messenger RNA. RefSeq lists its product as uncharacterized. The transcript has 5 exons. The record is from RefSeq and is a predicted model, not a curated record. Lineage: Eukaryota; Metazoa; Arthropoda; Insecta; Hymenoptera; Vespidae. Bases 429 to 1232 code for a protein of 267 amino acids.